Messenger RNA from Funneliformis geosporum, 555 nucleotides. The record is from the annotation of a GenBank genome assembly. Lineage: Eukaryota; Fungi; Glomeromycota; Glomeromycetes; Glomerales; Glomeraceae.
AUGCCUAUAUUUGAUCUAAAAACCGAUGAUCAAAUUAAGGAAUUUAUGCAAGAUGAAAGAAAAAAUCAUAAUAAACCGUAUGUAGAAUUAAGUCGUCGUAUUCCUAAAUACUCUCCCAAACAAAUAUGUCAUAGGUGGAACUACAAACUUAACCCUCGCCUAACGGAUGGUCCUUUCACGCAGGAAGAAAAGGAAUUCAUCUAUAAAUGGGGAAAAAAUAAUAAAAACUUCUUCGGCGAAAUUAAAUGGUCUCAUUGCCAAAGGGCAAUGGAGAAAAAAUUCAAUAAAUUCCGUGCUGUCAAUAGGAUUCUAGGAAUGUGGCUCACACAUUUUAAACGCAGAGAACGUCGUGUCAAAACAUAUAAUUUUCCUGGCACUAGCGUUAUUGACUUUUCUAAUGUCUAUAAUCAUCCACAUGUCAAACAACCCGAUACUAGUACUACCACUAUUGUCUCUAAUGUCCCGCUUCUUCGAUUUCGUCCUCCUCGUUUACCAACUCUUAUUCCUAAUUUUCAACCAGAAAUGAAUCUUCCGAAAAUGAUGCCAUUGUUUUAA